Corticium candelabrum is the source of this 775-nucleotide messenger RNA. RefSeq lists its product as uncharacterized. Gene Ontology annotation, cellular component: intracellular anatomical structure. Bases 223 to 594 code for a protein of 123 amino acids. The transcript has 2 exons. Lineage: Eukaryota; Metazoa; Porifera; Homoscleromorpha; Homosclerophorida; Plakinidae. The record is from RefSeq and is a predicted model, not a curated record.
GUAAUAUAAAACUCGUUUUUACGCAUAUUUUACAGAUGCAAAGGAAAGCAUUGUCCGGAAAAAAAUGAUUGCCCUGUUGAAUACUCUUUUGAUCAAGUUCGAGAGAAGUUAAAUUUGCGUCGUCGACAUGAUGGGAAUGGCUACUUUGUCGAAGUCUACCGCAGCACCGAAAACGUAACCACAGAGAAAGGUGAACGAGACGCUGCAAGCCACAUUUACUUCAUGGUAGACACAAGUUCUCCUGCUCAUCUCUACCGCCUUCUGCGAUCGGACGAAUUAUAUCAUUUCUACAUGGGAGAUCCGGUAAUCAUUGCUGAGCUCGAUGAGAGCGCUUCUGGUCAAGUUGUUGAGACUGUGUUAGGAGACGAUAUCUUCUCUGGUCAAAACAUUACUCACGUUGUGACGCGAAACACGUGGUUUGCUGUGUACUUGAAGGAAGGCGGGCCGUGCGGGUGGUCUCUGGGCGGAGUGACUAUGAGCCCUGCUUGGGAUUUAGAGGAUCAGCCAGAUACUAACAGGACCGAGUUGCUGGCCAUGUUUCCUCAAGCAAGACAAAGCAUUAUCAGUCUCACACUAAACAGCGAUCCCGAGUAACAACAAUUUGUAUUGCACCGUGAUACCGUAAUACAGUUGGACAAAGACUUUGCUUCGAUAUAUCACAGUAGUCUGACUGGAAAGAAUCAGUUUUGUUUCGAUUUUGCACAGACUUGUACUUGUGCCUAUGUUCAUCAAAUAUAUGUAAAAGUUGUGUUCAAAUACAUUUUCAAUAAUUAAG